Messenger RNA from Acipenser ruthenus (sterlet), 1897 nucleotides. RefSeq names its product solute carrier family 25 member 14 (gene slc25a14). NCBI's taxonomy places the organism in Eukaryota, Metazoa, Chordata, Actinopteri, Acipenseriformes, Acipenseridae. The record is from RefSeq and is a predicted model, not a curated record. Gene Ontology annotation, biological process: mitochondrial transport. Gene Ontology annotation, cellular component: mitochondrial membrane. The transcript is spliced from 9 exons. Bases 201 to 1199 code for a protein of 332 amino acids.
UUCUUCAGGUUGUACAAGAAACAUCACACCAUUAUUUACUGCGCGUUUGAUCUUUUAGAAGGAACAGGUUCUCUACCCCCAGCCCCCUGGCUUUUUAAUUCAUUGGCUGACACGAGUCCCGCCUCUUUUACCAGGCCGGUAACUUCCUGUUGGCCAGUUCCCGUUUGUGCGCAUGAGCAGUGAAAUUGAAGUCUGUAUGUAUGGGUCUAAAUUUUUUGCAUAUUUUUUUUUUAAUCUCUUGGAAAGAACAUAAUUUUUACCUGAAUUACCAAGUUUGUUUUACAAGGACCGCGCACACAGACAAAGAGGCAGCUACACUCCCUGAAAUGUCAAAUCUGAAUUGGAAGCCUUUUAUUUAUGGAGGUCUGGCAUCGAUUGUUGCCGAGUUUGGUACCUUUCCUAUUGACCUCACCAAGACCCGACUUCAGGUCCAGGGACAGACAUUCAAUGCCCAUUACACAGAGAUCCGGUACAAGGGUAUGUUUCAUGCCUUGCUGAGAAUAGUGAGGGAAGAAGGAUGCCUUGCUCUUUACUCUGGGAUUUCUCCAGCUCUCUUGCGACAAGCGUCUUAUGGCACGAUUAAGAUUGGCACUUACCAAACCUUGAAACGUUUGUUUGUAAGCCGCCCAGAAGAUGAGACGAUGGUUAUCAACGUUUUCUGUGGGGUUGUGUCUGGGGUCAUAUCAUCUUCCAUAGCCAACCCUACGGAUGUACUGAAGAUACGUAUGCAGGCUCAGGGGAGUCUGCUCCCAGGAAGCAUGAUCGCAAACUUCAUUGAUAUCUACCAGCAGGAGGGAACUCGUGGGCUGUGGAGGGGCGUUAUCCCCACUGCUCAGAGAGCAGCCAUUGUUGUUGGUGUGGAACUUCCCGUCUAUGACAUCACCAAAAAGCAUUUGAUCCUCUCGGGUCUGAUGGACGACACCAUCCUUACACAUUUCAUAUCCAGCUUCACGUGUGGCCUGGCCGGAGCCCUGGCAUCCAAUCCAGUGGAUGUGGUGCGAACGCGCAUGAUGAACCAGCGAGUCCUGGCUGGGAACACAGUGCUUUACAAGGGAACUUUGGAUGGGCUGCUGCACACUUGGAAGAACGAGGGCUUUUUUGCACUUUACAAAGGAUUCUGGCCCAAUUGGCUACGCCUGGGACCAUGGAAUAUCAUUUUUUUCAUCACUUACGAGCAGCUGAAGAAACUCCCCUUGUAGUGGCCAAACAAAAUAUGUGCUUGUUCUAUUCUCCUGUGAUUGGGGGAGUCAGCCCGACAUUGUCCUGCUUGCCUUCUCUAUGAAACUCCCAAACACACAAUGCAGGGAUUUGCUCUUGCACUGGUCACAGUAUGCCUCACACCCGUUUUCAUUUGCGUUGUAUUUGUAUGUUAUUUAAUAUUAUUUAUUUAUUGUUGUGUUUAGACACAAAUCAAUGCAAAAGAAUAAGCCGUCCGUCGGGCUGCGUGGCAUAUCAAAGCAUCUCUGUGGAGGUUGUAUGAAUAAAGAGGGAAGAGGAUGACGAAUGAUUGGAGGAAGGAAGGAAAGAAAGAAAGCAGGACAUGAAAUUCACAUUUCAAAAUUCUGAAUGUCUUAACUUUUCAUCUCCUGAUCAUCAGGCAUCAAUUAAGCGAAGACCACCCUAUGCUAUUUCAUUAACUUGCUAAGUUGUCCACCCUCUUUGCCCUAGAAUCGCCUGAUACCAAAAAAAGAUCCCCAUUUAAAAAACAGACUGCUUACAUCUGUGUGACACCAGAGUCAUCAGAGGCAGCUUUGUGGCGCUGUCAGAAUUUGUAGCUUUGUGUUCACGUGUUGAUUGUUUCAGUCGCCAUUACAUACAUGAGGGUUGCCCAUAAUGUGGUUGGGGAAUUAGUGAAGUUUGGUCAAGGAAGCCAAGACAUUAAUAUAAGUAACUCUUA